CAAUUAUGAAUUCAGAGCUAAUAGCAAACCGGCCGAUAUACACAACCUCCCUCACUCACCUCACUUCACUCUCACGCCACCGCACAGCAGCUCUGGAAGUCUCCAGAGUCAGCUCCACACUUCACCAUCCUCACACACACUAUCAUCCUCACCGUCACUAUACCAUUAGGUCCGAGAGCGCUACGAAUCAAAAGCUUGACAUCCUUAGUCUCCGGUACACAUUCCCGCACAUAUAUAGGUGACGGCCGCGGUAUCUGGUUCCAGGUUACACAUCUCAGCCAUUUUCGUUUCAUCAUGGUAUGCAUUUAAACAUCAAUGUUUUGAAUAUGAUUUGGAGUUCAACACAUAUCCAAUUUUCUUAAAGGAAUCUAGGGGGCUAAAAUGUCCAGGUUUCGUUCACUAUUGCAAGCAUCCCUUGCUGCAACUAAAAGAGCUCUUACAUGGAACCUUGAAGACUUAACUCCUCCACGUGAAAGAUUAAUAUUCAAUUUCAACUCAAAAGCUGAACUGAAAAAGUGGCAUUUAUAUUCAGAUUCUGAAUAUGGAGGUGCAUUUACCUGGAUCUACACCCAGAAUUGGGUGAAUUCUCCUGGGCAAGAGGAAGAUAACUCAUGGCAGGCAUUUGUUUUUGUACCUAAAGACGACUGGUACAUAGCUAAGAUACCACUUUCCAUGUACGUGCCGACAUGGAGAGGAAACAUAAUAAAUGCAAAGUUGGAGAUGAAUCCAUCCCGAGUUCUGGCUAUGGCUCUAUCUGUCAAUGCAGAAGGUGGAGUCCCAGGUGCGAGGUCUGGCCCCAGAGAUUUUCAUGUGGAAAUUGAUUGGAUCAAAGCCUUGCGAACAGUAUGAACAAGAGGCUGAAGCAGGUUUUACUACUUAGAAAAUGUGGAUGCAACUGUGGGAUGGACCGAAAAGGAAAGAUGUACAAUUUUAGCGGGAUGGAAGAAAUACUUCAUAACUCAUUCCAGUAACUUGCAAAGGUCGACUGAGGCUGCGCUUAGAUUUGUAUUGAUAAGUACUCUGAUUUCCCACUUUCCUAGUUUGGUUGUUUUUCCCCAAUGGCUCGUGUGCUUAUAAUGCGGGCACAUCAGUAAAUACUUACUUUGGUUUCGUUUUUUUUUUUUUGCGUUGUCACCACAAAAUCUAUACUAAUAUAAAAAGAGAAACCAAGACAUAACAGUUUCCGCCUCAAAGUUACGGAUCGGCAAAUAAGCGACGCUUGGAUUUGUUGCCUUUUUUCGAAUGGGCAAAUAAGCGAACCUUGAAUCGUUGCCUUUUUAACCUCAACAGUUUCAAACUUUCAAUCAUCAAUCGGUACCACAUUGCUCUAUAAAUUGUUGGGAUUGAAAAUUCUUCUAUUCAAUAUCAAGAAUAGAAUUACAAUAGGAGGAUCAAAUUCUUUCACACAACUAUUAUAAAAAAUCAAUCCUCACCUAAUAUUUCACUCUUCACACACGUUUCUCACUUUCUAAAA
Molecule: messenger RNA, 1474 nt
Organism: Cuscuta epithymum
Lineage: Eukaryota; Viridiplantae; Streptophyta; Magnoliopsida; Solanales; Convolvulaceae
Source: the annotation of a GenBank genome assembly